This is a messenger RNA of Lachancea sp. 'fantastica', 2115 nucleotides long. The record is from the annotation of a GenBank genome assembly. Lineage: Eukaryota; Fungi; Ascomycota; Saccharomycetes; Saccharomycetales; Saccharomycetaceae.
AUGACCAAGCUGAUUAUCGCGAGUAAAGCGCCCGUGGUGGCGUACUCCGAGCUUAUUGCCGCCCGCUUAGUGAAUGCGGCAAAGCCCUCGAGUAUUGAAAUUGAGUUCACCGAAGACAAGAAAGCUCCGGCUGCCGUUUUGGAAGGUGCAUCUGAUGGUGUGCUGAAGAAAAUCGUUGACAGUCAUCCUAAUGUUUUCGAACAGAGCACAGAUGAUGCUGCUGAAUGGAUCAAGUUCGCUGGUGAAGAACUUACUGUCAAGAACUUCGCCAAGCUUUCUGUCUCGCUGGAAAAACUAGACGCUCGUUUGAACCUCAGAACUUUCAUUUCUGGCGGACAAUCCUUUUCGCCAGCUGAUGUUGCGUGCUGGGGCUCUCUAAGAUCCAAUGGUAUGGUCGGAUCCAUCAUCAAGAACAAAGUGUACAUCAAUGUCUCUCGUUGGUACACACUCUUGGAGCAAGUUCCAGAGUUUGGAACUGCUCAUGAGUUUUUGACGAAAUCAGUGCAGGAGCUUAAAAAAUCGGCAACCGUCGGUAAGAAAAAGGAAACGCAUAAGGCCAAUUUUGAGAUUGACUUGCCUGAUGCCAAGAUCGGCGAAGUUGUAACCCGUUUCCCACCCGAGCCUUCUGGAUAUUUGCACAUUGGACAUGCUAAAGCUGCUAUUCUCAACCAGUACUUUGCACAGGAAUACAAGGGUAAGCUCAUCAUUAGAUUUGAUGACACCAAUCCUUCAAAGGAAAAAACCGAAUUUCAGGAUUCUAUCUUGGAAGAUUUGGAACUCUUGGGUAUCAAGGGUGACAGAGUUACCUACUCUUCUGAUUAUUUCCAAGAGAUGUUUGACCUUUGUGUCCAGCUAAUCAAGGAUGGUAAGGCCUACUGUGAUGACACGCCAACGGAAAAGAUGAGAGAAGAGCGUAUGGAUGGUAUAGCCUCGGCAAGAAGAGAUCGCUCAGUGGAGGAAAAUCUCAGAAUCUUCACUGAAGAAAUGAAAAACGGUACUGAAGAAGGUUUGAAAAACUGUGUUCGUGCCAAAAUUGACUACGAGGCCUUGAACAAGACGUUGCGUGAUCCCGUUAUCUACAGAUGCAAUUUGACUCCUCAUCACAGGACCGGCUCUACUUGGAAGGCUUAUCCAACUUACGAUUUCUGCGUUCCUAUCGUCGAUGCCUUGGAGGGUGUUACCCACGCUCUACGUACCAUUGAGUACAGAGACAGAAAUGCUCAGUACGAGUGGAUGCUUAAUGCCCUGAAAUUGAGAAAGGUUCACAUUUGGGACUUUGCUCGCGUCAACUUUGUGAGAACUUUGUUGUCCAAGAGAAAGCUUCAAUGGAUGGUCGACAAGGACUUGGUUGGAAACUGGGAUGAUCCAAGAUUCCCAACGGUGAGAGGUGUAAGAAGAAGAGGUAUGACAGUUGAAGGUUUGAGAAACUUUGUUCUGUCGCAAGGUCCCUCCAGGAAUGUGAUCAAUCUGGAGUGGAACUUGAUCUGGGCGUUUAACAAGAAAGUUAUCGACCCAGUGGCUCCUAGACAUACCGCCAUCGUUAACCCAGUCAAAAUGCACAUCGAAGGCGCUUCCAAAACUCCUGACGUGCAGAUGAGACCUAAACACAAGAAAAACCCAGCUGUGGGAGAGAAGAAGGUUAUCUACUACUGUGAUGUUCUCAUCGAUCAGGAUGAUGCCGAUUUGAUCCAAGAUGGCGAAGAAUUGACUUUAAUGGACUGGGGUAACGUGAUCGUCACGGGCAAGAAUGCCGAUGGCUCUUUGGAGGCCAAACUACAUUUGGAGGGUGACUUCAAGAAGACCAAGUUGAAAUUGACCUGGUUGGCUGACACUCAGGACAAGGUUGAUAUUGACCUCGUUGAUUUCGACCAUUUGAUCACAAAAGACAAAUUAGAAGAAGGUGAAGAUUUUGCUGAUUUCCUGACCCCACAGACUGAGUUUCACACUGCCGCCAUCGCCGACUUGAACGUAAAAGACAUGGUUAAAGGUGACAUUGUUCAGUUUGAAAGAAAGGGUUACUACAGACUAGACUCCUUGGCAUCAGGCGACAAACCCUACGUUUUCUUCGGAAUCCCAGAUGGUAAGUCUGUGAACAAAUACGGCGCCAAGAAAUAG